GCGUACGCGGCAGUGGUACGCGACUGAGUUGGGUGUGAAGAUGGCGGACGACGAGGCCGAACAAGGCAGCGCACAUACACAUAGCAGUGCAACGAUUACCGCACUUCGAGAGAAAUUACAAGAAUUAGCAAUCGCGCUGAAGAACAGUGCUGAAUCUCCGACUCAGUCGUCUUCUCAGUAUUGCCAAGACUUUUGCCAGACUUUGGUGGAGUAUGCUGGUCGAUGGAGGAUGGAGAAGGACCCACUGCCCUUGGUGGAGGUGUACACAGUGGCUCUGCUGAGCUAUGCCCAGGCUUCCCCCUGCCUCUCCUCCCAAUGUGAAAAUGUUCCCCUCGUACUUGAAAGGCUCUCACUUAGCUGUGUGGAGCUGCUGCUCUCCCUGCCAGAACACUUCCCAGGUGCCUUGUGGGAAGAGUUCCAAUCAUCUGUUCAGUCAGCCCAAUCCCAGCUGCAGGAGAAUGGCAUCACACAGCUAUCCCUCCUGUCUACCGUGGCCCAGGAGACUGGUGUGUGGACCAACGGCACCCUGCACAGUCUCCUCUCUAACGAGUCGCCACAAACAGAGAAAGUUCAUAAGUUCCUUGAACUGGAGGGACCCAUUCUGUUGGAGCUAAGAGUAAAGCACCUUAUCAAGGAGAACUACAUGGAGAGGGCUGUACUGCUGGCAAAGGCAUGUGCAGAGUAUCCUGAGUUUGAAGGAAAAGGGCACUUUAAGCAGAUGUACCUUGUCUGCUUGUGUGCCGUCUCAGCACAGGAACCACUAAUGGAGGAGCUCUCCAAUGUGGAUUGCCGCGAUGCACUAGAAAUGAUCUGUAACCUGGAGUCAGAAGGGGAUGAGAGGGGAGCCUUCAGCCUAUGCUCGGCCUUUCUGACACGACAGCUUCUCCAAGGAGACACUUACUGUGCCUGGGAGCUGACACUGUUUUGGAGCAAACUGCUGAAGCGGUUAGAGUCGUCUGAAGAGACUUUCCUGGACAGAUGUCGUCAGAUGUCUUUGCUGUCCAAAACAGUCUUCCACAUCCUCUUCCUCAUCAAAGUCAUUCAAUCAGAAGUGGACAAGGUUGGACUGUCAGUGUGCGUUGACAUGUGCAUACGGGCUCUACAGUUGGAAUCAAGUGACGUAAACACCAAGGCCACCAUUUGCAAAACCAUCUCCUGUUUGCUGCCCACUGAUCUGGAGGUAAAGCGGGCCUGCCAGCUGACAGAGUUCCUCCUGGAACCCACAGUGGACUCCUACUACGCCGUGGAGACUCUCUACAACGAACCAGACCAGAAGCUGGAGGAAGAGAAUCUUCCCGUGCCCAACUCGCUCCGCUGUGAGCUUCUGCUGGUGUUCAAGACCCAGUGGGCUUUUGACCCCGAGUUCUGGGACUGGAAGACACUGAAGCGUCACUGCCUGACCCUUAUGGGCAAGGAGGCCUCCAUUGUGUCCUCCAUUGACCUGCUGAAUGACAAUGAGAGCCCAGAGGCCACCGAGGAGGAGGACACAGCUCAGGGUGAGGAAGGAUUCAGAGAUGUCACAGACUGCUUUAUUGACACCACACAUGAACUGAAUGAAAUAGCUGAUAAAAGACAGAAAAACCGAGAGACAAAGAAACUGAGAGAGAAAGGGUUCAUCUCGGCCAGGUUUAGAAACUGGCAGGCAUAUAUGCAGUACUGUGUUCUGUGUGACAAGGAGUUUCUGGGUCACAGGAUUGUACGUCAUGCUCAGACUCACUACAAAAAUGGACUUUAUAGCUGCCCGAUAUGCGCUGAGACCUUCACCUCAAAAGACACAUUGGAACCACACGUGGCAUCACACGUAAAGCUAUCAUGCAAGGAAAGACUAGCUGCAAUUAAAACAAAUAAAAAAUUGGCGAAUCCCAAAACGGCUGCUCCUGUUAUAGCGGCUCUAAAAGCUAAGACUGAAAAUCAACUUUGGACAAAAGAUGCAAAUGGCGAAUCUCAAGAACAAAAUGGGCAGUCGCUUCAGACAGAAAUGGUUCAGACCAAAGUCUCUGGACUUAAGACCGAAAGCAGCACUGAGGAAAACACAUGCCCUAUUGCAAACUGCAAAAAGGGAUUCAAGUAUUUCCGAAAUCUUCUUGUCCAUGUGAAAGCACAUGGAGAAAACGAUGAAGCCAAGCGCUUCCUUGAAAUGCAGAGCAAAAAGGUGAUUUGUCAAUAUUGUCGUCGCCAGUUUGUUAAUGUCACCCACCUUAACGAUCAUUUGCAAGUGCACUGUGGCGUCAGACCUUACAUUUGCAUACAGUUAAACUGCAAGGCCUGCUUCCUAUCCAACACAGAGCUGCUUGUACACAGGGAAGAACAUGUCGUGUUUAAAGCCAGAUGCAUGUUCCCUAGAUGUGGGAAGAUUUUCAAUGAAGCCUAUAAGCUUUAUGACCAUGAGUCACAGCAUUACAAAACGUUCACCUGCAAAGUCCCUAACUGUGGAAAAGUGUUCCAUUCUCAGUCACAGUUGGAUCUGCACCAGGAGGAACAUGUCACAAAAGAGGAGGAGGACCCAGCUACAGACUCUGACCUUUCUCAUUCUCUGGACCAGAGGAUGCUUUCUGAUCAGGCUUCCUUCUCAGAGGAUGUUGAUGAGGCUUCUCGUCCACCAGCAUCUGUCGCUGUGAAGCACUCUAUUGACCACCUGCUGAAUGCUUCUCAAGGUCCUGUUCAGAAUGAUCGACGAUACGUGAACAACAGUGAGCCACAAGAAAAAGAACUUUACCCAUGUUCAGAAAGCUCUGUGAUUCGGUCGACCAGAAAUGCACAAAUGCACGACCCAAAUGAACUGCAACGUAGACCCCAAGACCCCUCAGUGACUGCUGCAUAUGACUAUAUGAGACCCAAAUCACAGCCACAUAAUCCAUUAGCUUCAUACCAAGAUACUGCGGAUUUGCACCAUGCCUUACAGCCAAAUGUGUUACAAGGUCAGGACCAGGGUUUGCUGAAAGGGGGAAGUUAUGGAUCCAGGAACUACAAUUCGGACUACAGAGUACCAGUGCAAGUACAACAACAACAGCAUCCACACAUGUGUGUUACCAUGUCAGCAGCAAGCCAGACCCCCAAUUACCUGUCAACUCCAAUGCCUCAAACUCUCCCAUAUGCAUCUCAUACACUUCUUCCACUAGUCACUCAUUUGCCAGCCACUGGUUGCAGAACAGAGAAUUCAAUAACACAGUGCCUGUUACCAAGCACUCCUGCCCCACAGCAGAGCCCAUUACCAAGCACUCCUGCCCCACAGCAACACCCAUUACCAACGGCUCUUGCCCCACCCCAAGGACAGAAGGAAAGACACCACUGUGCUUUGGAUACAUGCGAUCGCAACUACAGCUCCUACAAAAGUGUUACCAAGCACAUGAAAGCAGUUCACCCAGAGUUUUAUACUGAAUGGAAACUUGCUAAAAAGAAAAUCAGGGAACAAGAAAAAGUUGAAAAGGCCAGGAAAGCUAUCCCAUCGAGUGUGCCUCUGAUUGGGAGCCAUAACUAUGUUGCUCCACUACAACAUCAACAGGCUAAUGUUGUCCCAGUUCAUAGGCAGAAUGUCAUUCAGCCACCCCAGUACCCAAACUCACACCACUCCUAUGCUUCCCAUUCAGCUGCUGUCCAAAGCCAGGCUUUCCCCAAUCAAAUGGACAACAUCUUAGAUCCAAUUGUACUCUCCCAGCUAGGAAACAACCCCAAUCAAUAUGCACCACCUAGUAUGCCAUGGCUACAAACACCAGGAAACAACCAAAUCCAGAAUUGUUAUGCCCCCCAAGUAUACCCUUCAAACAUUCAAGGAAUGCCACAAAUGGAUGCUGUCGGUGGAGGAAUGGAUGUUUAUGUUAUUCCGUCCCGUCAUAUGAUGGGAUCUAAUAUGGAAAGACCAGCAGAGUCACUCCAACCAUCACCUAUGGAUAAUGGUCUCCAGCCUGUUUUCCCCUCUUACAUGGACAUUCUGAAAGACUCAAGUCUUUCAAAUCAACUGGAAAAUGCUGCACCUUCCUACAAACCACCCUCUCAAAAUAAUCCAGGUUGUAAAAGUAGAGGAUUGCAGAAAACCAACAUGGAAUCCCACUUUGCCCCUGCAGGAAGCUUGCUAGCAAAAAGCAACAGUGCAUCUCAAGAUGGGACGAUAAACUCUGGAGAUGCAAAGAAUCAGAUGGGCAAAAAAGUCAAGCGUAACAAAAGAACGAAGUGGCCUGCCAUUAUUAAAGAUGGAAAAUUCAUUUGCUCUAGGUGUGGUAGAGGAUUUACAAAUCCCAAAUCUCUUGGAGGCCAUUUAUCCAAGCGUGCACACUGCAAAGCUUUUGAUGAGACUGAACUCCUGACAGCAGACUUGCCUUCAUCAUUUCUUGAUCUUCUGAAUUCAGAGCAACUUCUCAAUACUCAGCCCCCGCAAUCUUCACUGUAUAACCCUACUGCACCAUUUGCAAAUGAUGGUGAACAACCUGAUGACAUUCUUAAACAAAUUAUGGAUACUCCAAAUAUUUCCAAUGUGUUUGAGCCCUUAGCAAUUCCCCAGCCAACAUUCCAAAAUGCAUGUGGCCCCUACGUCGGGCGCUUGCCAGAAAGUACAGUUAUACAGCACACAGGAAAUAUCCAAGUGAAAAAUGAAAAUGAGUCUUAUAGAGAUGGUUAUCUUCCACAGUCAUGUGACCCUGGGUUUGGAAGCAGUGCAUUCUCUGAUCCGCUUCUCUUUCAGAUGCUUGCAGAAAACAACCCUACGGUUUCACUUCACAGACUUCCCACUGACCAUAUUGAUCAUUUACUCAGAUCGGAAACACUAACGAAGAUGAAAGAAGUAAAGGGAACUUCUGAUUCUGUCUCCAGUUCAGGAGGACUGUCUAAUGAUGGACUUCUGGCUGCAAUGGCCAGUUUGGCACAAAAUCUUAUGACAAACCCUAUGUUGCAGAUCACUUCACCAGACCCUCCGCCUCAACAAAGUCCAGCAGCAACAAGUAGUGAACUGGCAGAGAGACAGAGGAAGAGUACAGAACAGAAUGUCAAGAAAAGAUUGCGUGAACAGAUUUUAGCUGGAGACUUCCAAAGAAGAAGCAGUUUAUCUCAGGCAAGCAGCACUGACACAAAUGCCAGUUUGAGUCCGGUGUCAUCCAAUCCAGCAACCAAUGUUGUACCACAUUUUGGAGCUCAUCAAAGUCCUCAGCCUUCCACGACGAUUGAUCACGGAAUCCCCUCUGUGUCCUCUGACCAAGUGAACGGAGCCGCAUCCAUGCAGAGUUUCACUAAUUUCAGAGAGGCUUCCUCUCAACACCAUGAGGCUACUGCACCUACCAGUAUUGUUGCAAAUGAUGUUGAUCUUGGUCCCAAUCUAACACCUGUAAACCAACAGCACUGGAUGGUGGACAUUCAGAAUGCAUUAGAAAGGCUAGACUUAGACAAACAGGUCUGUGAUAUUGCUCCAACGUAUUCCUCCAUAAAAGCUAACGGCACUGAUAUUUGCAAUGAGUCAUUCAGGCCUAAUGUCUUAAUAGAGAAGGACACACAGAUUCCUGACGGCAGUAUGAAGCCGUUUGCCUGUGAGAGUGACAACUGCACUUACAGGACCAUGACAAAAUGUGCCAUUUUAAAACACCUCACCAAGACUCACAAUUACACCAAUGAGAUGAUCAAUUCGAUUAAGAAAGACCAUGGGAAAUUUGCUCCAUUCUCUUGUCAAAUGUGUGAUAAGACUUUUACCCGAAAUUCAAACCUUAGGGCACACUGUCAGACAGCUCACAGAUUAACACAGCAGGAGAUUGCUCAACUAAAAAUGAAGUGCCAGUCAAGCAACACGGUUGGAUUUGUUAAUAAAGACGAUAAACCAAGUGUGUAUUCAGAGCCUCCUUUGUCUGGUCAGAUGGUCACAGCUCCCCACUCAAUAACAGAGAAUAUUACACGUCAAUAUUCACUCCCGGAUGUUAACCAAAAUCAAGAUGUGACUGGAAACAACUUGUUUGCUUCAGGAGAAAGGACAAAGCAAGAAUACCACUCACAGCCUUUAGAACAGCGGACUUCUCAAGGCAUGGCUUACUCGAGAUUUAAUGAUAACAGUCUCUCCAUGGGAAUGCAGCCAAUGCAAAGGAUACCCAUGCAUGAUCAGACAGUGACUCCAUUGAUGCCAACGUCUGAAUAUCAAAUGAAUGCACACUGCUCAACAAUACCCCAAGUCCCCUUAAUGACUGCUCCUGAUACAGAUCAAUGGUCAAACGGACAAAACAUACCAGUUCCUUCUAUGCCUAGUCAUUACAGUCAACAGUCUGGAGGCUAUCUGACAGACAGAGCUGCUUCAAUGACACCGGCUUCAUCAGAUCCCCUUCAGGUUUGUGGUCCCUCGCUAGAAACGUCACCCAAAGUCAAGCAGCAGAGAGGACCAAAGCCUAAAGUUGAAAUUCCCAAGAAGACGAAAGAGAAGAAGUCUGAGGCAAAUAAUGCUUUCAGUCCAUACAGGCCAUAUCGCUGUGUUCAUCAAGGAUGUGCAGCGGCCUUCACCAUUCAGCAUAAUUUAAUCCUUCAUUACAGGGCUGUCCAUCAGUCUGCUCUGUCCACAUGUGAAAUGAAAAAUGAUCAAAAUGAUGAACCGGCUGAGAAAAAAGACAUCAAGCAGGAGAGAGUUAUGGAUGAGGAACCAGAGGGUGAAGUCACCCAGGUAACGGAAUUCCGAUGUCAAGUGAGCGACUGUUCGAGAGUAUUCCAAGAUGUCCCCAACCUGUUACAGCAUUACCUCCAGCUUCACAAGUUCAGCCUGGAUAAAGCAGGAUCUCUAAUGUCCAACAUCAACCUAGGCAGAUUCAGUUGUGAUCAGCAAGGGUGCACAACGUCCUUCACUGCUUUCUGGAAGUAUAUAGGACAUAUUGAAAAAGAACACGACAAGGCAAAACUAUCCAAAAUGGAAUCUGUGGAUGGGAUGUUCCAGUGUGAUGUUGAUGGCUGUGCCCACGCUUAUGCUACAAAGUCAAACCUGCUGAGGCACACCAUGAAAAAGCAUCAUGACCUUUACAAACUCCAACUGAUGAACCAACGGAAAAGUGAAGAUCUUGGGAAACCCAGCUCCAAGAAUUCCCAUUACCAACUGACUAAAUCAAGUGAUGGGAAAGAAAACAUAGAGAGCAACAAAAAGAUUACAGAGAAGGGAGGUGACAAAAAGAGAACUGACAAGACGGAAAAAAAUCAUUGGACUAAAUACGGAAAACCUUCCUUGAAAACUAAGGAUGAAGCAUCUGCGAUGUGCAUAAAGAAGUCCACCUUGCAAUACCCUUGCAUGAUAAAGGGCUGUGAUUCAGUGAUGAAGUCUGAACGGAGCAUCAUGAAGCACUACAUGGGGCACGGACUGUCCGAGCGAUACUUAGAAGAGCAGAGAAGCCACUUCAUAUUCUGCAAGAAAUACCCCCGACGUAGGAACCCUCGGUCUGGCAGGAGCGAUGACUCCAAGUCCGAGACGACAUCCGAGAUAUCCGACAGUGAGGACACAGCAGACACGGGCCAAGAAGGAAGUGAGUAUGAUGAGUAUUCAAAACCCGCCUUACGGAGAAGGGGGCAGGGCGGGCUGUCUGACACCAAACCCUCGUAUGAUGAAACUUCAGAAACCGUAUCUGAUAGCUCUGUGGUGGUGAAACGCAAGAGAGGGCGACCACGGAAAAUUAAUUUAGAAAAAAUUGUCAAACGCAAGAGAGUGUCCAGACUGACUAGGAGUAAUGCAGUUUGCUGUGGAGAAAAUGGAUCUGACUACGACUCCUCUAGCACUGUCCUUACCCAGGAUGAAAUGAACGAUCAAAGUGAAACAUUGACCUCCUUUAAGCCCAUGGGGUUCGAGAUGUCUUUCUUGAAGUUCUUAGAGCAGUCAAACCCACCUAAAAAUUCUGUAAAGAAGAGGAUUCAACUAGGAAACGCUACAGUGUUGUGCAAAAGGUCAGAUGCAUAUUUGCAUUACCCAAAAGGCUUUGAUACCCUUGAGUUCAGGAACCCUCAGAAGCUGACAUCUCUUAACAAUGUGAAAAUUGUAGUAGACAAAGCCUUUUCAGACGUUGCUGAUAAUCUGCUAAAGCAGCUCCAGGAAAUGCGACCCACAGUGAUAUUAGAAAAAUAGAUUUUGCUUGUCGAAACACGGUAACUCAGGAUUAGAACGGUUUUCAACCUGCAGCUGAAUGGUGCCCAAAAACAAUAAUACUUUGAAUUUUCAUUUUUCACUGCAAAAUAUAAAUCCAUUUUUUUAGUGGACUAUGUGAAAGUUGUUUUAAAAAUAUACAAUAAUACAAGUUAUUUACUGUAACCUUGAGUCUGUAAAAAUCCUCUUAUACAGUGUAUAUUGAGCUCAUUUUAUAUGAUGUUAUGGGUAGGAUAAAUUAAGCAUGCUUGUAUUUAUGAAGCUUCCCAGCACAUUAUAUGGCCUUUGCAAACAACAUUUUAAAUGGAGGGGGGAAAACAUAAAGGAUGUUUUUAUUCCCAUGGGACAUUUAAUGAAAUGGUCUUUCAAAAAAAAUGGAAUGUGAUUUUGUGUAUAGUUUGUGAAUGUUGUUUCAACACGCCUUGUAUAUUUUAAUUUGUAUGUAGACGAUGUUUUGUGUACAUAUUGUUUUUUUGAAUCAAUUACUGCCUCCAGCAGUCUAACUUAAUUGAGAUAAACGUUUUAUUAUA
Molecule: messenger RNA, 8604 nt
Organism: Oncorhynchus tshawytscha (Chinook salmon)
Lineage: Eukaryota; Metazoa; Chordata; Actinopteri; Salmoniformes; Salmonidae
Gene: znf292b
Product: zinc finger protein 292b
Exons: 8
Coding region: 41-8056 (2671 amino acids)
Biological process (GO): regulation of transcription by RNA polymerase II
Cellular component (GO): nucleus
Molecular function (GO): DNA-binding transcription factor activity, RNA polymerase II-specific; DNA binding
Source: RefSeq, a predicted model, not a curated record